AUGCGUCGCCGGUCGAAUUCUGCAGAAUCCGAGGAUUUGGAUCAUUUGGCGGAAAGUUCUGACCUCCAUCUUUAUUUUGACAACAAGACGAUCCCCGACUCGAUAGAUGAGAAUGAGUUUAUCGAUAUGGUGCUAAAUAAAAAGUCAGAUCGAAACCAGGAAAGCGCAUUUGGCCGCGCACUCAAGGCUAGAGAAUUGUCCGCCAAUGAAAAUCAGAACUCCAUGUUGGAUUUCCAAACGCCAAUGACCGAUUCGGUCGCCUCGUCGACACCAAGAGCUGAUCUCCGCCAGAAUAUCGCCUCGAUAUCUAAACACUAUACCAAUGUUCUUAAUCCGCGCAACUCUCCCGCUUCCGAGGCCAACCAAGUUCAGAAGUUGGUAGUCAAGUUCGAUGACAAUGUCCAGGAUAAAGAGAACUUGACGUCUCCAAACAGACUGAGAACUCUUCAAUCUGAGAAAAGAGAGUUGCAAGAGAAACUGGAACAGGCAAACGUGCAAAACGCAACUAUGGAACAAGAACUCGAGCUGAGACUCAAAACUAUUAAUGAUCUGGAAAGGAAAAUUGAAUCCUUGAUGGACAGCCGAAGUGUGAUCCAGAAAGAGCUAGAUUCUUUCAAAGAGAUGGUUCUUGCUCGUGAACAACUUGAACAGGAAAUCAGUAAGCUUAAAUCAUCGAAUGAGGAACUUGUGGCAGAGAACAAUAAGCUAAAAGCAGAUGUGGAGGAACAAUCAGAUAAAGUCGCGCGCGCUGAGACAAAGAACGCAGAGCUUGAAGCUCAAGUUACUGAACAAACCGGUACGAUCACACAGUUGAAAGCAGAUGCUGAUAGUGCACAAAGUGUUGGAGCAAAACUCGAGAGUGUCUGUCAUGAACUGGAAAACACUAAACUUGAACUGCAGAAAGUUCAUGAAGCCAGCAGAAGUCACGAAUCUACCAACCAGAGCCUGACUCAAGAACUUGAGCUUGAAAGACAGAAGCUCGCUGAAGUCGAAAAGGGCAAGUUUGAAGUGGAGAAAUUGUAUGAGUCUUUGAAAACACAGACCGAGAAAGAGAUUGACCAGAUAAUGACUAAGAUGAAAGACUCUGAAGGUAGUACUGACGAGCUUAUGGCUGAAAAGCAGCGGCUAGCAAGCAAGAUGACCGAGUAUGAGUACCUCAUUGAGUCACUCAAGCAAGAAAACGAGUCCCAUAAGGCAAAAAUUGGCGAUGUCUCUACCAAGCUUUCCAGUAAGGACUUGAAAAACUACCAAAUGUUACAACUUGAUGACGUUGAUGCGCUUACGUUAGUGGAGCUUUCUAACGUGAUGAAACAAAUACUCACACUAUUUGGAAUCCGUGUACACAACAUCAGACCUUUCUUCAAGUUUAUCAGCCGGUCAUACGACUAUUACGAACAAUUUGCAACCCACUUGCACGCUACUUUCUAUAACGAGGAGCCAAUGAACCCCCAACUUUUGAUCUCCAACAAUUUGCAGCGCUACAAAGGGGCACACUUGAAGAAACUCAAGCACUGCUUGCAAAGCAUGCUGAACACUGCGGAUAGGAUUACAGAUCAAUAG
Molecule: messenger RNA, 1560 nt
Organism: Ogataea philodendri
Lineage: Eukaryota; Fungi; Ascomycota; Pichiomycetes; Pichiales; Pichiaceae
Exons: 1
Coding region: 1-1560 (519 amino acids)
Source: RefSeq, a predicted model, not a curated record